Molecule: messenger RNA, 2566 nt
Organism: Austrofundulus limnaeus
Lineage: Eukaryota; Metazoa; Chordata; Actinopteri; Cyprinodontiformes; Rivulidae
Product: shaker-related potassium channel tsha2
Exons: 2
Coding region: 684-2123 (479 amino acids)
Biological process (GO): protein homooligomerization; potassium ion transmembrane transport; action potential
Cellular component (GO): voltage-gated potassium channel complex; membrane
Molecular function (GO): delayed rectifier potassium channel activity; protein binding
Source: RefSeq, a predicted model, not a curated record
AGAACAUUGUAACAAGCUGGAUCUGUUAAUCCCAUUCACCUUUUGGUUUCUACAGGGUGGGCUGCAGCUUACAAUCUGGAGGUUCCCCUGUGAGACAAGAAUAACUACUUAAUUUCAUGAAUGAAGGACCUGCAGAGAGGAGCUCCAUUCCUGAGUGGACCAUGGGGCUGAGAACAACUCGGGCUCCCAUUGGGUUAAAGAUGAAACAAAUCUGAGGCGUUUCCCCCCACCUCCCUUUUAUUUUUUUUGCAAAGCAACAGAACCUGUCAGAUGAAAUACUGGUUUGGAAUUAGGUGUUGUGGAAACACCGAGUGUCUCUGAGAGGGACAGCAGCAGCAAGUGUCAGCCGGCGCUCCAGCAUGGGGAGGGCUCUGGAGUUUAAAACGGUGUGAAUAUGAUAGCCUCCUGGAGCCUUAUGCAAGUGGAGACCUGUGCGCGCUGUAGAAAGUUGUCAGUUCGGAGGCUCUAAUCUGACAAGAGGGCGGUGUAAACAAACAACCAAACAACUUUGGAUCCUAACAAACGUACACAACAGCUGGAGGAGGGAAACAAAGCCGGAGGGGGUGGAUCUGCUUUAACUUGGAGGCGCGCAUGAGAGAAAGAUUUAGAAGGACGCACGGGCAAAAGGGCAGGAGGAAGAGGAGGUGAGUGACGGACUGUGCCCUCAGAGGGGGUUAAAGAAGAUGACCGUGGUGUCCCAGGAUGGCAAUGAAGAGCCUGUGGUGGUCCCUCCUUCGCUGCCAGAUGCUGCCGACCUGGAACCAGCGGAGCAGGAGUGCAGCGAGAGGGUGGUCGUCAACAUCUCCGGUCUGCGCUUCGAAACUCAGCUGAAGACCCUCGCUCGCUUCCCCACCACUCUCCUGGGGGACCCGCGAAAGAGGACGCGCUUCUUCGACCCCCUAAGGAACGAGUAUUUCUUUGAUAGGAACAGGCCAAGCUUCGACGCCAUCCUCUACUACUACCAGUCGGGCGGGCGGCUCAGGAGGCCUGUGAGCGUGCCCGUGGACAUCUUCCUGGAGGAAAUCAAGUUUUACGAACUGGACGAAGAUGUGAUCCAAGCGUACAAAGAGGACGAGGGUUUGUCCAAGGAGGAGGAGCGCCCACUGCCUUCCAACGAGUUCCAGCGCCAGUUGUGGCUCCUGUUCGAGUAUCCGGAGAGCUCGGGACCCGCGCGGACUAUCGCCAUUGUGUCAGUGAUGGUCAUCUUGAUAUCCAUUGUUAUAUUCUGCUUGGAAACGUUACCUGAGUUCCGAGAGGUGCCCCCAGAGCCUGAGACGCACCCCAAUGGCAGUGCGCAGGGCAAGGAGCCCAGUCCCUUCACGGACCCCUUCUUCAUGGUUGAGACACUCUGCAUUGUGUGGUUCUCCUUUGAGUUCACCAUGAGGUUCCUGUCCUGCCCCAGCAAAGCAGCUUUCUUUAAGAACAUCAUGAACCUGAUAGACGUCGUGGCCAUAGCGCCGUACUUCAUCACCCUGGGCCUGGAUCUGGCGGAGCAUCAGGGCAGCAGCCAGCAGGCUGCCUCACUGGCCAUCCUGAGGGUCAUCCGUCUGGUGCGUGUCUUCAGGAUUUUUAAGCUUUCCAGACACUCCAAGGGCCUGCAGAUCCUCGGCCAGACCCUCCACGCCAGCCUCAGGGAGCUGGGGCUGCUCAUAUUCUUCCUGCUCAUUGGAGUUAUUCUGUUCUCCAGCUCAGUUUUUUUCGCCGAGGUCGAGGACCCCGAUACUGCGUUUACCAGCAUCCCUGAUGCGUUUUGGUGGGCUGUGGUGACCAUGACCACCGUGGGCUACGGAGAUAUGUUUCCCACCACCAUUGGGGGGAAAUUCGUCGGAUCGUUGUGCGCCAUCGCCGGAGUGCUGACCAUCGCUCUACCUGUCCCUGUCAUCGUGUCCAAUUUCAACUAUUUCUACCAUCGGGAGAACGAAGAGGAGGAAAACGUUCAGUACAUCCACGUGACGUGCGGACAGCCGGAGAAGCUGCCCUCUUUGGGGGAGAGUGACUCCAUCAAAAGCAGCCAGUCGCUCUGCAAAACCGAGUCCUAUCAGGGGAGCGACGACUUGGAGAUUCUGACACAUCCAAACGACAACCAGCCGGAGACAUGCACAGGGAAACUGACAGACGUGUGAAAGAUGAAUUUUUUUUAUUCUAACUGUUAUUUUGGGAGGACAAUUAACUGGUUUCAUCUUGCGCCCUCUUCUUCUCCAACAACACCUUAUAUAAAUUUAUACAUAUUUAUAUCCUGGAACAUUUUCUCAUUAUUUUUUUUCUGCUGUGAAAUAACAGAACAGAAACUUUUUUGAUGGGAACUUUACACAGAAAACAUCAAAACUCUUUGGAGUAGUUUUUGUAACUUAUUUUUGUAUAGAAAGCCUGGUGUACAUAUAUUUAUAGUAUUUUUGUAAUUUUCAGUGUUUAUUACUUGAUGCUUUUCUUUUUUUUUCUCUUUACAAAUGUUGUUCAGAAUGUGUUGCAGUCUGCUGUAAACAAGACAGACAUCUUAAUGUGCCUGACCUGCAGUAAUUGUAAUAUAAAAUGUAAUAAAACAUCUAUUUUUCUAUUUUUAUGUUAA